AUAAGUAGGCGGCUCGGUGCAAAGGGAUGAGUGAGACGCAGCUCGGCCUCUCCCCAGAACAUUCUCACCCGCUCGGGUUCAGACUCUGAAAGGGAGCCAGGAGCGAAGCUCAACAUCCCCGAGCGGUCUGGAUUCCCGGGGCUGCUGAGCGCUCCCGCGUGUCGGGCGCUCGGAAUCCCGGCAGCCAGAGGCGCGUCAAGACCCCAGGUCGCUAGCGGUGCCGGUGAGCUCCAGCUUCUCUGGUUUCUCCAGUCCCGCGCAGCGAGCCUCAGAGACGCACUCAGUCCAGGGACCGCGGUGGAACAAGAUUGAUAUUGGGACUCACUGCAGCUACCAGCUACAGAAAUGGGCAGCAAAACCUUGCCAGCACCAGUGCCCAUCCACCCGUCCCUGCAGCUCACCAAUUACUCUUUCCUUCAGGCAGUGAAUGGCCUGCCCACAGUACCCUCGGACCACUUGCCCAACCUGUACGGUUUCAGUGCCCUACAUGCUGUGCAUCUGCACCAAUGGACGCUGGGCUACCCAGCUAUGCACCUACCCCGCUCCUCUUUCUCUAAAGUACCGGGUGCGAUGUCCAGCCUUAUGGACGCCCGCUUCCAGCUGCCUGCUUUUCCUUGGUUUCCUCACGUAAUCCAGCCCAAGCCAGAGAUCACCGCUGGAGGGAGCGGUCCAUCACUCAAGACCAAGCCCCGCUUUGAUUUUGCUAACCUGGCCCUGGCUGCCACACAAGAAGAUCCUUCCAAGCUCGGCCGGGGGGAGGGCCCUGGCUCCCCCGCUGGUGGGCUGGGCGCCCUCCUGGACGUGACCAAGCUGUCUCCAGAAAAAAAGCCCACGAGGGGACGACUUCCUUCCAAGACCAAGAAGGAGUUCGUCUGCAAGUUUUGUGGCCGCCACUUCACCAAGUCCUAUAACCUACUUAUCCAUGAGCGGACGCACACAGACGAGCGGCCUUACACCUGUGACAUCUGCCACAAAGCCUUCCGGAGGCAAGACCACCUACGGGACCACAGAUAUAUUCACUCCAAAGAGAAGCCUUUCAAGUGUCAAGAGUGCGGAAAAGGAUUCUGCCAGUCCCGGACUCUCGCUGUCCACAAGACUCUACACUCACAGGUGAAGGAGCUCAAAACCUCCAAGAUUAAGUGCUAAAUAAACAGAGCCUGUGGGACACCAGGACCCAGGAACACGCUGCCCCCCUCUUCCAGAGGGACCCGAAGCUGAAGGCGACUCUGCAGGCAGCGGGAGGGGCUCUCGGGAUCUCCCCCACCCCAACAAUGUCCCCUGGGUCCCCAGCGCUUGCGGCGCUCCAGAGCUUCGCCCCGGGCCGUGACUUCUCCAGCUUGGGCGGCUCCCCCAGGACGCGGCUAAACUCUUGGCCAAAAGGCGGUACUCACUCACGUGGCGGAAGGAAAA
This is a messenger RNA of Nannospalax galili (Upper Galilee mountains blind mole rat), 1410 nucleotides long. It is a transcript of the gene Osr1, whose product is annotated as odd-skipped related transcription factor 1. The transcript is spliced from 3 exons. Gene Ontology annotation, cellular component: nucleus. Gene Ontology annotation, biological process: embryo development; urogenital system development; regulation of transcription by RNA polymerase II. The record is from RefSeq and is a predicted model, not a curated record. The coding region runs from base 346 to 1146 and encodes 266 amino acids. Lineage: Eukaryota; Metazoa; Chordata; Mammalia; Rodentia; Spalacidae. Gene Ontology annotation, molecular function: RNA polymerase II transcription regulatory region sequence-specific DNA binding; DNA-binding transcription factor activity, RNA polymerase II-specific.